AUGGAAGCCAACAUCAAGAAGCUAUUUGAUAGCCUCCUACCCACCGGCCUCAACAUUCGCCCUCACCUUAAAACUACGAAAAGCGCCAUCCUCGCUCGCAAGCUUGUCGCCGCGGGCGCAAAAGGCUGCUGCGUGGCCAAAGUCUCAGAAGCCGAGGCUAUCACAGCUGCGGGGUUCGAUGACAUCCUCAUUACUUGCGAAAUCAUCGGCCCCGUCAAGGUGAAGAGACUUGUUGAGCUGUUUAGGAAGCACAAGACGAUACGAAUUGUGGUGGAUAGCGAGGUUGGCGCAAGUGCCAUCAACGACGCCUUGGAAAAGUCUGGCAUCACGGAGCCCAUUUCUGUCUUGGUGGAUUUGGAUGUGGGACUUCGUCGCACAGGUGUUGCUGCUGGACAACCAGCUGUAGCUCUCGCAAAGCAUAUCAGCAGCCUGAAACAUCUACGGUUAAUCGGAAUCCAAGGAUACGAAGGUCACUUGCAGCAUCUCCACAGCCGAGAGGACCGCAAGAAGCAGUGUCUUGAGUCGAUGAAGACCUUGACCGACACUGCUGAUCUGCUGCGCAAGGAGGGCUUCAAUAUCGACGUGGUUACCACAGGUGGAACGGGCACCGCCGAGUUCUGUGCUACUGUUCCCGGCGUGACUGAACUGCAGCCCGGUUCCUUCAUCUUCAUGGACACAGACUACCGCAACGCCGUGGGCACCUUUUACUCCAACAGUCUAACCCUCCUGUCUACUGUCGUCAGCAAGCAGGGCGACAGACAAGUCACAAUCGACACUGGUCUCAAGUCAUUGACUACAGACAGCGGGCUGGCCGAGUGCAAGGAUCCAAGGUACAAGCAUCAGAACUUGGGCGAUGAGCAUGGCUCGUUGAGCUGGGAAGAGGGAACACCUGCUUUAGAUGUUGGCGACAGGGUUGAGAUGAUUCCCAGCCACAUUGAUCCAACCAUCAACUUGCACGACUUCUACUACGCUUAUCGGAAGGGGGUGAUUGAGGAGAUAUGGCCUGUCGACUCGAGAGGGAAAGUCCAAUAA
Messenger RNA from Fusarium vanettenii 77-13-4, 1032 nucleotides. RefSeq lists its product as uncharacterized. Lineage: Eukaryota; Fungi; Ascomycota; Sordariomycetes; Hypocreales; Nectriaceae. The coding region runs from base 1 to 1032 and encodes 343 amino acids. The transcript has a single exon. Gene Ontology annotation, biological process: D-serine catabolic process. The record is from RefSeq and is a predicted model, not a curated record. Gene Ontology annotation, molecular function: D-serine ammonia-lyase activity.